GGUGCGGAUCACCGCCGGCAGCGCGGAGUCACCACCGGGGGUGCGGAGUCACCGCCCGCUGGCUUGGGAGCAACCCGGAGGAAAAGUUGGUGGUGCCCUUUGUAGGACAAGCGCGGAGUGACUUUAGUGACUGGAAUGUUUUUGCGAGCCGGCUGACAGCGGGCUAAAAUGAAUUCAGAUCCUGAUCCCGCCUCGAGUCCCUCUCACCCCCAGCAGCAUCUUGGAAGGUCCCAGCUAAAUGCUGCUCCUGGGGACCAUGGUGAGAACAGUCAGAGACCUGGAACAUCUUCAGCAGACUCUGCAACUUCUUCAGUUCCUGGCUACUCCCGUAGCAGGGAGAAAACAGAAAAAAAGGAGGGCAUGAAGGAGGAACCUGAAGUGCUCUUUGAAGAACUGCUUGAAAGGGCCAAAGCUGGAGAACCAAAAGCACAAACAGAGGUGGGGAAGCACUACUUGAGAUUAGCAGAAGAGGAGGAUGAAGAACUUAACAAUUGUAGUGCAGUUGACUGGUUCAUCCUUGCUGCUAAGCAAGGUCGAAGAGAAGCUGUCAAACUCCUGCGUAGAUGCCUGGCUGACAGAAGAGGCAUAACUUUUGAGAAUGAAGAAGAGGUGAAAAAGUUAACAUCUGAGACCGACUUGGAGAGAGCGGUGCGAAAAGCUGCCUUGGUCAUGUAUUGGAAAUUAAACCCAAAAAAGAAGAAGCAAUUAGCAGUUUCUGAACUGUUGGAAAAUGUUGGGCAAGUUGACAAUGAAGAUGGUGAGAAGCAGCCUGGCCCCGUCCCAAAGUCCGUGCAGAGGCAGAGAAGGAUGCUGGAGCGAUUAGUGAACAGUGAAUCUAAAAAAUUUAUUGCUUUGGAUGACUUUGUUGAAAUUACCAAGAAGUAUGCAAAGGGAAUCAUCCCAUCUAACCUGAUUAUGCAAGAAGAUGAUGAUGAGUUUGCAGGGAAGAGUCCUGAAGAAUUACCCCUACGACUGAAGGUUGUAAAAUAUCCACUUCAUGCCAUUAUGGAAAUAAAAGAAUACCUUAUAGAUAUUGCAUCAAAGGCAGGAAUGCAUUGGCUGUCUACCAUUGUUCCAACACACCAUAUCAAUGCUCUCAUCUUUUUCUUCAUCAUCAGUAAUCUGACAAUUGAUUUUUUUGCCUUCAUUAUUCCAUUAGUCAUAUUCUAUUUGUCCUUUAUUUCUAUGGUGAUUUGCACACUGAAAGUUUUUCAGGACAGUAAGGCUUGGGAAAACUUCCGUGCUUUGACUGACUUACUGCUUCGUUUUGAACCAAACCUAGAUGUUGAGCAAGCUGAGGUGAACUUUGGAUGGAAUCACUUAGAGCCGUACAUUUACUUUUUACUCUCAGUAUUCUUUGUAAUUUUUUCCUUCCCUAUAGCAAGCAAAGACUGGAUACCAUGCUCAGAAUUAGCUACUGUCUCAGUUUUCUUCACAGUGACAAGUUACAUGAGUUUAAGCACGUGUGCAGAACCUUACACACAAAGGGCAUUAAUGACUGAGAUAGCUGCAGGUUGCUUAUCCCUAUUGCAGAUAUUACCUGGCAAUUUUGGCUACUUGAAAUUCUUAGGUAAAACCUUCUAUACAGUUCCUGUAGGCCAUUUCUUUGUGAUCAAUGUAAGCAUCCCAUGCCUGCUGUUUUUGUACUUGUUCUAUCUUUUCUUUAGAAUGGCCCAACUACGGAAUUUUAAAGGCACCUACUGCUACCUGGUCCCAUACCUGGUGUGCUUUAUGUGGUGUGAGCUCUCUGUGGUCAUUCUGCGGGAGUCCUCUGGCAUUGGGCUCGUUCGUGCAUCCAUCGGUUACUUCCUCUUCCUCUUUGCACUCCCAGUGCUGGGUAUAGGCAUUACACUGAUGUGUCUUGUCCACUUCAUUAAGUGGUUUUUGUCUUUGGAGCUCAUGAAAAUUGUAGUGACCCUGGUUUUGUGUGGUGUUCCUUUGCUCUUUCGAUGGUGGACAAAAGUUAACUUCUCUGUGGUUGAAGUGGUUAAAUCGCUCACUCAAAGCUCGAUUGUGAAGCUCAUUCUGGUGUGGAUUACAGCUGUAGUGCUGUUCUGUUGGUUCUAUGUGUAUCGAUCUGAAGGAAUGAAAGUUUACAACUCCACCCUGACGUGGAAUCAGUAUGGUUUCCUCUGUGGACCCCGGGCCUGGAAGGAGACUAACAUGGCACGGACUCAGAUUUUGUGCAGUCACCUGGAAGGGCACCGAGUGACGUGGACUGGGCGGUUCAAAUACGUGCGUGUGACAGAAAUCGACAAUAGUGCGGAAUCUGCAAUAAAUAUGCUUCCAUUUUUUAUUGGUGAUUGGAUGAGGUGCUUGUAUGGUGAAACCUACCCUCUUUGUGAUCCCAAAAAUGUUACACUGGAGGAGGAAGAAUUGUGCCGUCUGAAGUUUUUGACAAAGCAUAAAUGCCACAUGAAAAUGUUUGAUCGGUACAAAUUUGAAAUAACUGUGGGCAUGCCUUUCAGUAGCAAAAAUGGAAGCAAGCCUAUUGAGGAGGAUGAUAUAACCAAAGAUAUUGUGCUGAAGGCAAGCAAUGAGUUUAAAAAAGUGUUGCUGAACUUGAGGCAAGGGAGUAUAAUUGAAUUCAGCACAAUUCUGGAGGGUCGUCUUGGCAGUAAAUGGCCUGUCUUUGAACUGAAAGCAAUAACUUGCUUGAAUUGCAUGUCUAAACUCUUACCUGCAGGGAGGCAUGUGAAAAUAGAGGAGGACUGGAGGAGCACAGUGCAUAAAGCUAUGAAAUUUGCUUUUGAUUUUUUCUUCUUCCCAUUCCUGUCAGCUGCAUAAUGUGCUCACAUAUUAGUUCAGUGGUAUUUUCAGUGUCCGCUGCAUUUACACUACCAAAGGUUUGGCUUCUUAAGAGGAAUAAAAACCCAACAAAAAUCUACCUUGCUGUAGCAAUGCUCAAAAAGUGUGCCAGAAUAGAGCAUUGGUUGAGUUUUGCAAGCGUACACACCGUAUCCUGACCUUAAGCCCUGUAUGACUGAUGUCAUAUAUAGUGCUUCAGUAUUAUAAAUGAAUGCAGGGGAUCGCUGCUGACUAAUUGCAUGGAAACUGUUUUGUCCAAAAUGGAUAUAUUGCCUGUGGUACAACACUAGAUGCAUUCACUUGAUCAAUGUAAAAAGCACUUUACUCUUUUAAGUAUUCACAAUGUGCCCAUUUGUAUUUUCACAGGUAUAGUUUAGAAUAGAGGACUGACAACAGCUUUUGUUGCAUUUAUUGCUUGUAUUUAUUUGGUGUUUUCUAGAAAAAAGUGAUCUUAGAGUAAGUACCUGGUGGUGAUAUUUGCGUACAGCAAUCACUGUUUCACUAUUUGUCCAGAAGAUAGUGACCACUGUUUUUUGAAAGGGCACAACAUUUUGCACCCCAUCAAGGUUUUACAAAUUUCCCAGGCUUCUACUUUGCAUUAAAUAUUGUAUAUGAAAUUUGCUAUUUGUUCUGACUGGUUACACUAAAGUAUAGCCCAUGCUGAUGUGUGAAAGGCAAAUACUAAUGCUGGUAUUGAGAUGGUACCAGUAAUGGACAAACCACAGCAACUGAAAUUAUACCUGAAAGUCUAUAGUGGAAAUGGAAAUAGAAUGUUUAAUUACUUGUAUUUUGCAAAUAAACAUGAAGUACAAACUUGAAUUAAAUGGGUACAAG
Molecule: messenger RNA, 3642 nt
Organism: Prinia subflava (tawny-flanked prinia)
Lineage: Eukaryota; Metazoa; Chordata; Aves; Passeriformes; Cisticolidae
Gene: WFS1
Product: wolframin ER transmembrane glycoprotein
Exons: 8
Coding region: 169-2787 (872 amino acids)
Biological process (GO): calcium ion homeostasis; endoplasmic reticulum unfolded protein response
Cellular component (GO): endoplasmic reticulum; endoplasmic reticulum membrane
Molecular function (GO): protein binding
Source: RefSeq, a predicted model, not a curated record